CAGCACAGUUUCGUUUCUUGUGAAAUCGUCAGUCUCUCUGUCUCACUGCAGCAAAAAUGGCAGAAGCGAAUAUUCUGGUAGCGCAUGACCAGUUUAGCUGUUCAGUGUGUCUGGAGCUAUUGAAGGACCCAGUCGCUAUUCCAUGUGGACACAGUUACUGUAUGGGGUGUAUUAAGAACUGUUGGGAUCAGACUGAUCAUACAGGCGUCUACAGCUGCCCCCAGUGCAGAAAGACCUUUACCCCAAGGCCUGAUCUGUGCAGAAACACCAUCCUUGCUGAAGUUGUGGAGAAAUUAAAGAAGACAGGACUCAAUCCUCCUCCUGCUCAAAGUUAUGCUGGACCUGGAGAUGUGUCGUGUGAUUUCUGCACUGGGAGAAAGUUCAAAGCUGUGAAAUCCUGUUUGACGUGCCUGGCCUCUUACUGUGAAACACACGUCAAGCCACACUAUGAGGGGGCUGCUUUCAAGAGGCACAAGCUGAUCAAUGUAAUUGGAGAUCUGGAGCAGAAGCUUUGUGCUGAACACCAGAAGGUUUUGGAGGUCUUCUGUAGAACGGAUCAGACGUGCAUUUGCUUGUUGUGUACACAAGAUGAACAUAGGAGCCAUGAUACAGUCUCAGCUAAGAAAGAAAGGAGUGGGAAACAGAAGCAGCUGGGAGAGACACAGACAGAAAUACAACAGAGAAUCCAGGAGAGACUGAAAGAAAUUGAAGAGCUGAAACUGGCUGUGGAGUCACUGAAAAGAUCUGCAUGCAUAGAAAUAAAGGAAAGUGAGAAGAUCUUUACUGAGCUGAUCCGAUCCAUUGAGAAGAUCCACACUGAGGUUAUUGAGCUGAUUGGAGCUAACAAGAAGGCUGCAGUGAAUCAGGCUGAAGGACGCAUGAAGAAACUGGAGCAGGAGAUUGCUGAGCUAAGGAGGAGAAACACUGAGCUGAAACAGCUUUCAGAGACAGAGGAUCACAUCCAUUUUCUACAGAAUUUCCAGUCUCUCUGUGCCCCUCCUGAAGCUGAAGACUUACCCAGCGUUACGGCCAAUACAGACAUCUCUUUUGGGGCUGUGAGGAAAGCUGUAUCUGAACUUAAAGACCAUAUUGAGGACUUCUCCAAGGGGGAAUUAGUCAAAAUAACCAAAACAGUGAAUGAAGUUGCAGUUUACAGUCUGCAGGCUCCAGAGCCAAGGAACAGAGCUGAGUUUUUAAAAUAUUCCUGUCAGCUCACACUGGACCCCAACACAGCAUAUACACAGCUCUGUCUGUCUGAAGGGAACAGAAAGGUGACAUACAGGAGAGAGUCCCAGAGAUAUCACGAUCACCCAGAGAGAUUUGAUGGCCGGCUCCAAGUGCUUUGCAGAGAGGGUGUGUCUAGAACUCGCUGUUACUGGGAGAUUGAGUGGAGUGGGGGAUGGGCUUCUAUAGGAGUCACAUAUAAAGGAAUCAGCAGGAAAGGAGGGGAUCAUUCCUGUCGCCUUGGAUUCAAUGACAAGUCCUGGAGUUUGUGGUGCUCUGGUUCCAGUUACACUGCCCGGCACAAUAACAAUCACACUGCAAUAACUGCCCCCCACUCCCCCAGAAUAGGAGUGUAUCUGGACUUUAAUGCCGACACGCUGUCCUUUUAUGGCGUCUCUGACACAAUGACCCUCCUGCACAGAUUCCAAACCACAUUCACUGAGCCGCUCUAUCCUGGGUUUGGGCUUUCGAAUUAUGAUUCCCAUGUAACAAUCUGCCAGCUGAAUUAGACUGUUUUGUGUUGUAAGAAACCCUUUGUAUUGAACUCCCUGUCUGUCCUCUCCACUCCUCAGGUGAAGGGAAUGUUCAAUCUGACACAACUUUGGAUGAAAGUUAGGGGGUAAAACGGCGCCACCUGCAGAGCGAAACGAGGGGAAUUAUUUGUUUUUAGCAACGAGUGGGUUUCAUAUUAAAUAUGUUGAUUGUCCCUAUACGUGAGGCAAAGUAAUGCUGUUUAAUUAGAAAGAAGUACAUAUCAGCCUAAUAACAAUACUAAUAAUAAUACAUUCCCUUGGCAGCCCGCAGUUUAGUGAAUCCAGCUUAAUAAUAUUGCAAUGCACACUGGCAAGCACCUCGUCAUUUUUCAUGGCUGGAUGCGACCCUGUAUAUCAGAGAGAGAGAGAGAGAGAGAGAGAGAGAGAGAGAGAGAGAGAGAGAGAGAGAGAGAGAGAGAGUAUUUCAAUAUUUAGCAAAAAAAAAAAUGAAGUCAAAAAGUUUGCUUUAUUGUGUGUUUUUUUUGUUCUUCUUUGAUUUCCAUAAAAUAUGACAAACAUGUAUGCUCAGUUUUUUUCUUCAGAUUUAAGUAAUGUGAUUUAAUAAAAAAAAUUGAAUUUAA
Molecule: messenger RNA, 2338 nt
Organism: Acipenser ruthenus (sterlet)
Lineage: Eukaryota; Metazoa; Chordata; Actinopteri; Acipenseriformes; Acipenseridae
Product: tripartite motif-containing protein 16-like
Exons: 6
Coding region: 57-1733 (558 amino acids)
Molecular function (GO): protein binding; zinc ion binding
Source: RefSeq, a predicted model, not a curated record